Trichophyton rubrum CBS 118892 is the source of this 1830-nucleotide messenger RNA. RefSeq lists its product as uncharacterized. The coding region runs from base 1056 to 1526 and encodes 156 amino acids. The transcript has a single exon. The record is from RefSeq and is a predicted model, not a curated record. Gene Ontology annotation, molecular function: aldehyde-lyase activity. Gene Ontology annotation, biological process: carbohydrate metabolic process. NCBI's taxonomy places the organism in Eukaryota, Fungi, Ascomycota, Eurotiomycetes, Onygenales, Arthrodermataceae.
GGGACAUGGCGCACCUGCGAUCCUCGCCUCACUCUGGGUUGAAGGGUCAUUGGGAAAGUUUUACCCUAAAUACGCCAACAACACCAACGGGCUCACCAAGUUGAUCACCCAGUUCAGUACCACUGGCGGAUUUCCCAGGUAAGACGACAAUAUCAAGCCACAACCUCCUCGUAUCGCGGACGUUAAUUUCCAUUGCAACCCAGGCUAAUAAGUCCCUCUUAGUCACAUCAAUGCGGAGACACCCGGAGCUAUACAUGAAGGUGGCGAACUUGGAUAUGCCCUAGCCGUCUCGUUUGGGUCUGUAAUGGAUAACCCAGACCUGAUAACCGCUGUUGUGGUGGGCGAUGGGGAGGCCGAGAGCGGCCCGUGUACAGCGUCAGUCGAUCUGAGAAACGGCUCACACGAGUUUCCAUUUAUUUCUAUUAUUUUCUUUGUCGAGCAUGUUUCGCUAAUUUUGCAAGUAGGAGCUGGAAUGGUAUCAAGUACAUCGAUCCCGCAGAGUCAGGGGCUGUCUUGCCGAUUCUUCAUCUCAAUGGAUUUAAGAUUAGCGAGCGGACUAUCUAUGGAUGUAUGGAUGACAGAGAGCUUGUCUCAUUGUUCUCUGGUUUCGGCUACCAGGCACGAAUCGUGGAAGGCUUGGAUGAUAUUGAUACCAACCUGAAUAGUUCGUUCGAAUGGGCACUAGCAGAAAUCCGUAGGAUCCAAAAGGCCGCCCGGUCUGGAAGCCCAAUCAUGAAACCCCGAUGGCCAAUGUUGAUUUUGCGAACCCCCAAAGUUAGUACAGAGUUCUCUUGUAUGACAUGACAUGCCCCAAGUGGGAUGGCUAACGGCUCUAUGUGUAGGGUUGGACAGGACCAAAGAGCAUCCAUGGAAAGAUCGUGGAGGGCUCCUUCGCAGCGCAUCAAGUACCGCUGCCAGCAGCUGGGAAGGACGACGAAGAGCUCAAAGCGUUACAGGAAUGGCUUUCUUCAUAUAAACCGGAAGAGCUGUUCAACGAGCAUGGAGAUGUGAUUGACGAUAUUAAAUCGAUCCUCCCCAAGGAAGACUCAAAGCGAAUGGGUCAGCGAAAAGAGGUGUGUGACACUUUUGCAAAACUCAAAAUGCCAGACUGGAGACGUUACACAGUCUCAAAGGGUUCUCAGGAAAGUUCCAUGAAAACGAUCUCUCAUUUUAUGGGCCAGAUCCUGGUGGAUAACCCCCAUUCUAUGCGGAUUUUUUCCCCAGACGAGCUGGAGAGUAACAAACUUGGUGCCGUGUUGGAAAAGACGGGUCGAAAUUUUCAAUGCGAUCAGUUUGCUAAUGCCCGGGGCGGGCGGGUAAUUGAAGUACUAAGCGAGCAUAUGUGUCAGGGUUUCCUCCAGGGAUAUACUUUGACAGGGCGGACGGGUAUAUUCCCAUCUUACGAGAGCUUCCUAGGGAUCAUCCAUACAAUGAUGGUUCAGUACUCAAAGUUCAACAAAAUGGUACGUUACUGUAGUUGUUCGUUUCCAUUCUCAUCCUUCGAAAGAAGGCGGAACAGAUGCUGAGGGUCUUCGCAGGGGAUGGAAACCAAUUGGCGCCGCCCUUUGCCUAGCAUUAACUAUAUCGAGACAAGCACUUGGGCACGCCAGGAGCAUAACGGGUUCUCCCACCAGAACCCAUCGUUUAUCUCCGCGGUUUUAAAUUUAAAGCCCAAUGCUGCUAGAGUGUAUUUGCCUCCAGACGCAAAUACAUUUCUCUCGACGCUGUCUCACUGCCUGCAAUCUAAGAAUUAUGUCAAUCUUAUGAUCGGGUCGAAGCAGCCAACCCAAAUAUACCUGAGUGCAGAGGAGGCGGAGGCCCAUUGCCGAG